CGUCCCAUUGGUUGUACGGCGUGACGUGUGACGCACGGUUUGUCGCGCAGCGCGCCAAACAGGGCUGCGGAAACAGAGAGGAAGCGUCUGAAAGAGUGAAAACAUCAACCAGGAUCCGAGUUUUACAGAGAACUGGACUCAUGGCGUCUGCGGACAAAGCUGCGACACGGACCAGGAACCUCCCCUGGGUUGAAAAGUACAGACCUCAGAAACUUGAUGAUCUGAUCUCACACAAAGAUAUUCUGAGCACCAUCCAGAAGUUUAUCAGCGAGGACAAGCUCCCCCAUCUCUUGUUCUAUGGUCCCCCCGGAACAGGCAAGACCUCCACCAUCCUGGCCUGCGCCCGGCAGCUGUACAAGGACAAAGAGUUCAACUCCAUGGUGUUGGAGUUAAAUGCGUCAGACGACAGAGGUAUAGAUGUUGUACGAGGUCCCGUCCUGAGCUUUGCCAGCACACGCACCAUCUUCAAGAAGGGCUUCAAGUUGGUGAUACUGGACGAAGCCGAUGCCAUGACCCAGGAUGCCCAGAAUGCAUUGCGACGAGUGAUUGAGAAGUUCACAGAAAACACUCGCUUCUGUCUCAUCUGCAACUACCUGUCUAAGAUCAUCCCGGCCCUGCAGUCUCGCUGCACCAGGUUUCGCUUCGGCCCGUUGUCCCCAGACCAGAUGAUUCCCCGACUGGACUAUGUGGUCCAGCAGGAGAGCAUUGACAUAACUCCAGAUGGAAUGAAAGCCAUCGUGACUCUAUCGUCAGGUGAUAUGAGGAGAUCUCUCAACAUCCUGCAGAGCACCAGCAUGGCGUAUGGGAAGGUCACAGAGGACACAGUUUACACCUGCACAGGUCACCCCCUCCGCUCGGAUAUUGCCAACAUCCUCGACUGGUCCCUCAACAAAGACUUCACCACAGCAUACAACCAAAUCCUUCAGCUGAAGACCUUGAAAGGUUUGGCUCUGCACGACAUCCUCACUGAGGUUCACUUGCUCAUACACAGAGUGGACUUUCCUCCAGACAUCCGGAUUGGUCUGCUCAUCAAGUUGGCCGACAUAGAACACAGACUCGCCUCAGGAACCGAUGAGAAGAUCCAGCUGAGCUCCAUGGUUGCAGCUUUCCAGGCGGUGAGAGACCUGGUGGUCAGCGAAGCCUCGUAGAUCCAGUAACUGUCUCUUGAACGUAAACCAGAGUCACGUGAACAAAAGGAAAUAUUCAAUGAUGAGCGGCCACAGGCACUCCUGUUUAAACCACAAUGAAAAACAACUGCACUGUACUGCUACAUCCAGAACUCAGCAGGAGUCUGGAAAACUUCUCAAUGAGAUAUUGCUCUUUCGUUUCCUACUUUACUACCUGUUGUAUAUUUCAAGGUGACUAAAACCUUUUAAACAGUUUGACCAAAAUCCUUCAAGGUUCUUUCUAGAAGGAUUUACAGCGUCCUCUCAAUUAUUUCCCUCCGUGAGGCUGUGGUUGGAGAGAAACGAUCAACCUUUGUGAAAUCACCAGAAUACAGAAGUCCUCACGUGUCCGCUGCCCAACACUUCUCCAGACUGAGAGGACGUCACAUGUCUAAAACACGGAUGUCUGAGUCACUCCAGUCUGCAAGUCAACUGAGUAAAAUUCCAUGCUCCCUGGAAAAAAUAAAAGUUCUGGGACGUGUAAA
This is a messenger RNA of Paralichthys olivaceus (Japanese flounder), 1651 nucleotides long. It is a transcript of the gene rfc5, whose product is annotated as replication factor C (activator 1) 5. Gene Ontology annotation, cellular component: nucleus; DNA replication factor C complex. The record is from RefSeq and is a predicted model, not a curated record. Gene Ontology annotation, biological process: DNA repair; DNA-templated DNA replication. Lineage: Eukaryota; Metazoa; Chordata; Actinopteri; Pleuronectiformes; Paralichthyidae. Gene Ontology annotation, molecular function: ATP binding; DNA binding; ATP hydrolysis activity.